AAGAGGUUAAUUCAAUGUCAUGUUCCAAAGAGCUACAGCAAAGCAACAUCAUGACUUGUUGCCACGUGGUCGUCAUAUUUUUUCUGAUGAUAUCCAGAAGUUUGGCUUCUCCCAAUAUUUUACUUUUCGUAGCAGACGACAUGGGUUAUGGCGAUCUGUCUAUUUAUGGACACCCUACACAAGAGAUGGGUCCCAUUGAUCAACUCGCCUUGCAAGGAUUAAAGUUUACCAGUUGGUAUGCAGCGCACACAUUCUGCUCUCCGAGUAGAGCCGCUAUGCUCACUGGCCGUCUUCCAGUGAGGUACAAUUUUGUUGGUGGCUACACUGUCCUGAUACAUAAACAUUAUCUUGGAUUGCCCCUUGAAGAGUACACUAUUGCUGAAGCCUUGAGAGACCAAGGUUAUGCUACUGGUAUUGUGGGGAAAUGGCACCUAGGUGUGAAUGCGCACACGGAUACAGAUGGAAGCUUCUUGCCUCAUAAUCAAGGGUUUUCCCAUCCUGCCACCAUACUGCCAUAUACACUGUUUUAUGACUGUGACACAACAGGGGUUCACCGUCACCAACAGAACCGAAACCGCUGCAUGAUCUACAGGAAUAGUACUAUUGUCCAGCAACCAAUUAAGCAAGGAAAGUUGACUGCAACUCUUGUGGAAGAUGCCAAAGCCUUCUUGUAUGAUCAUAAAGAUGAGCCAUUUUUCUUCCUUUUCUCCUUCCCGCAGGUCCACACCCCUAUGUUUAAUGAUGUGAGGUUUAAUAAAUCAUCAAAAAGAGGUGAAUAUGGUGACCAAAUCAACGAGAUGAGCUGGGCAGUUGGAGAAGUUAUGGCAACUUUGUCCACCCUGGCACUGGAUGAGAAGACUUUGGUCAUAUUUUUGUCUGACCAUGGCCCUCAUCGGGAAAUUUGCAAGGAAGGAGGCAGCUCUGGCAUUUUUAAAGGUGGGAAAGGCAACUUCUAUGAGGGUGGUGUCCGUGUUCCAGCCAUAAUGAGAUGGACGGGGGUCAUCCCUCCAGGCCGCGUGUCCAGUCAAGUGGUCAGCAGUAUGGACCUGUUACCAUCUCUGGUCAGCCUUGUGGGAGGACAGCUGCCAAAUGUACACCUAGAUGGAGAAAAUAUGUUGGAUAAGAUAUUUGGGAAAUUGGAAUUAACAGACGUUAAUUCUGGACAUUUUCAUAAAAAAGACCAUGAUGCUUUGAAAAGAGACAGGGCACUGUUUUUCUACUGUGAUAACCAUCUGAUGGCAAUACGCUACAAGUCAUUUAAGGUGCACUUCAGGACGCACCCCCUUGCUUCAGAAGAAUUCAUUCUAAAAAACUGCCCCGUAGCUGGGGUACCUAUAGACACAGAGCUUCACGUGGAGCACUAUUGCAACAAGACAAUACAGCAGGAGGUGCCACUGUUAUUCAAUGUGGAGGAAGACCCGGGGGAAAUGUUUGCUCUUGACUGGGAGGAUUAUCAGGAUAUUUCAAAUGAAAUUCAAGAUAUACUCAGGAAGCAUCAAGAGACGUUGCCUGAAGAUUUAGAUGGCCAUGGUAUAACAUCCUUUGACAACACAGAUAUGUUUGUGCUUCCCUGUUGCAAUAAACCAUACUGUAUUUGUGACUUCACUAGUGAGCCUCCAUGUCCAGCUUCAUGAUGAUUUGUUUACAGUGUGUUCAUAAACAUCCUUUCAGAUAACAUCAUGUUAAAAUUUUCUGUGAUGUAAUUUGUUUCUUUUGUCUUUUUACCUCUGUAUUUUGU
Molecule: messenger RNA, 1738 nt
Organism: Lingula anatina
Lineage: Eukaryota; Metazoa; Brachiopoda; Lingulata; Lingulida; Lingulidae
Product: arylsulfatase-like
Molecular function (GO): arylsulfatase activity
Source: RefSeq, a predicted model, not a curated record